CCAAACGAAAAAAAAAAAAAACCAUCCUCUGCUACAUUUUUUUUUCACAUCUUAGUUCCCUUACUAUCUCCGGGGAAUUGAGUGGCGGAUUCUUCUUGAAUCUAAGCGAAGGCCAACUCGGCUCUCAAUGGUCGGUAUUUGCAGUUUCGGAGUAGUUUCUUCCUCAUUUUAGAAUGGCAAAAGUGAUGGCAGAUGAUGCUAGAUCUACUCGCAGAGAAAAGAAUUACGAAACUGAUAGUUCUAGAGGGAAGCAAAAUAGUUGCAAACUGGAACCUAGUUCAGUUGCUGCAAUUGUAGAUACAUCUGGUCUAAGAAGGUCACCCAGGGGAACACCAUCAAAGAAAAAUGCAACUCCUAGUCCUUCCAGUACACGCAAGUCUAAGCGUCUGGAGAAGCAAACUCCGACAACUACUCUAAUUAAGAGGAAGUAUGAGGGAGUUGAGAACGCAAACAUAUCGAGUCCUUUGAGGAGGUCUGAGCGGGGUAGGAACCACUCUUUGGGCAUUUAUUCUGGAUCAGGAAAGAUAGGUAAAAGCUCAGCCUUCUCUGAUGUGAAACAAAGAAAUGGGAAGAAAGAGAAUACAGUUGAGGAGUUGACAUUACAAACUAUAGAAGUUGACAAAAAUGGGAAAAAUGGUAUGAAAAAUGCUCAGGUGGCCAAAAAGAGAAUGGAUGCUCACACAUAUAGGGCUAUGUUCAAGCGGCUACCAAAAAAAGUUGAUGCUUCAGAUCAUGUACAGGUCACUAGUAAUAAUGAUAAGUCUGCCGAGGGAUAUAACCGCAAUUGCAGGGGUGGGCUGUCUGAGAAAGGUGAUGGUGAUGAUGAGUGCAGCCAAAGCGGUGGUGAGGAAUUAGGAAAAGAUCAUGCCAGCAAAGCUUUGGAAGAAUCCAAUUAUGUUAAGGAAAUAUCAGAAAGUAAUGUUGAAGUUGAAAGAUCUGAUUCAAAUCAGCAGCAUGAAUCUGAUGGGGAAGCUCUUACUGUUGGGGAUGGUUUAAAAGAUUCGGACACUGAGUGUGUGUUGCUUUCAUCCGAUCAUGCUGUCACGGAAAGGAGUGAUGGUGCUGGAAUGGCUGAGCUGGAUUGUGCAGCACCGAAAAACUUGCAACCACAAAGGAUAGUUUCUGUAAUGAAUUUGGUUACAGGUGAUGUUGCUAUUGGAUUGGAAAGGGGUAAUGAAAGAAUUUCUUUUAAAAGAAAAAUAAAUUCUGUGGAUGCGGAUCCUGAUACUGUUGCUUCGGUUGCACUUGAAGAUACGUGCACUGAGAUAGCCAUUGCCACUGCUUCAUCGCCAUCUGGGUGCAGAAGUGAUGAGAUAUGUGUCUCAUGUUCGAAGAGGCGAAGGGUUGACCUUGGUUUGGAAAAAGGAGAAAUUUGCUCUUGCAAAGUGAAGUCAUUCCCAUGGAUGUGCAAUACUUCUCUUUCUAAGGAUAGAGAGGAAUCGGAUGCUGGUGUUACAACUGUACAUCCAAAAUCUGUCAUUCUGAAAGAACAUCAUAUUUCUGCAGGUUCAUUGGGAAUUCCGGAGCAUAAUGUGUCUCAAUCAUUGCCAUUGUUAUUUGGUUGCGAGGAUAAAACAAUUUAUGCUUCCACCUCUCUUCAUUUAGCUAAUAAGCUUUCAGAAGAGGAAGAAUCUUAUUGGAUUGGGCCCAAAGAAGGUACAAAACUGCAUGAAUCGCAGAAGAGUCUCUAUCUCUCCAUGAAGCCAGAGAUAGUAAAACUUUGUGAAGUUCUGCAAUUACCGGAGGAUGUCAAGGGUAUGGUUGAAAAGUUUCUCAAGUAUUUAACGAAUAAUCAUCAUGUCGAUAAGGAACCAGUGACCAUCUUGCAGGCUUUUCAGAUAUCCUUGUGUUGGACUGCCGCAUCCUUGUUAAAGCAUAGAAUUGAUCACAAGGAAUCACUUGGACUUGCCAAACGACAUUUGAAGUUUAGCUGCAGGAAAGAAGAGGCAGAUUAUAUUUACUCGAUGUUGAGGUGUCUGAAGACAACAUUUUUAUAUCAUACAGAAAAGUGUAAGGUAGCUUGCUGUAAAGAACCUGAACUGUCAGCUAAAGAUGUUAGCCAGAAAAAUUCAAGCUCAAACUUUACUCGAUCAGCAACAUAUAAGCUGCAAGAGGGGGAAGUAGAGGUUAGGGACUUGCCACAAGGCCAAGGAUGCUCCUGUAAACAGGUUGUUAACAAGCUCAGUUUGGAGCCUGAAUUUGAGCUAGCACAGAAAGAUUUAUCAAGAAGUAUCAAAAUAAUCCGUAAAAAAUGUGAGAAGCAGAUGUCAAAGCUCCUAGAGAAGCAACAAGAAGAAAAAGAGGACUUAGACAGGAAGUACAGGGAAGAAAUUGCAAAGCUGCAGAAUAAGAAAAGAACGGAGUUGGCUGUUGUACGUUCGUAUGCAAGUAAUUCUAUAUUGACAGAUAACUUAAAGUCAUUGGAUAAUGACUAUGCACAAAAAAUUGAAGAACUUAAAUGUCAGAAGGACAUUCGUCUUAAAGAUCUUGAGGCAAUGCAGUUGACUGCAAGGAACAAGUUACAAGAGAGGGAGGUUCAUUGGGUAGAGGCACUGAAGUCGUGGGCACAAGCUGAAUUAUUGAAUGCGCGACCUUCAGAUAAAGAUCAUCCUAAGGAAGGAAAUAUUGUCGAUCUUUGCUCUGAAGAACAGAGUCCUGACGUAGUUUGGUUGACUAAGCCAGAUGGAGAGGUUCGUUCAGAAGUCCAUGAAACUGUCUGUGUAAGUGAUUGUCAGGAGGAAGUGCUCCCAGUGAAUCUCUGUACGCCUGAAAGACAGACAAUUGGGCCCAUAUCAAGCUUAGCUGGAAGUCUCUUUCCAAUUGGAGUUCCCAUGCUCUUCAACUGUGAAGACGGUAAAAGAAAUGCUGUCCUUGAGAAUGCAAGUUCAUGUGAACAAGGAAAAGGGUCUGAGACUCUUUGUUCUCCUGAUGGACCUGAUAACAUAGUGUUUGUGAGUAGACUUCCACUUGAAGGACCAUCUCCUGCUGUCCCAAUGUCAAAUGUGCCUGAUGGGCAGGUUCAGCUGCAAGUCCCUGGGAUUGCUAGUUGUAGCAAUGGCAUGGGGGCUGUUGCUUCUGGGAAUCAAUGUUCAUCCUCUGAACAAAUUUCUAACAAGGGCUCAUUGUGCGUGUCUUAUGGAAAUCCUCCAUCGGAAGUGCCUGAGAGUUCUGUUGCUGAUGUUGCAAAGGACGGUGGCGGUGACACCAGCAGAGAGAAUGGAGUGAACUCCGGGGCAUCAGAUUCUCCACAAGAAAAUAAGCUCGAUGGAGUGGGUCGUAACAUCAAUAAAAUAUUCCAUUUCUCGGAUAACAUUACUGGUCCUGACAAGCCGGACAGAGAGGUCUCAUCUACAGUGCCUGAAACUGCACCUUCUCUGUCAAUGGAAGGAUCUAGCACAACUUCAAGGAACAAAGAUCAUGCUGCCUCCUCAGAAAAUAGUAUUUGUGCAAUGAACCAGCAUAAUGGAGUUGUCUUCGCCAGCAGGGACGACGAUGGAGCAAGCCCUGUGGCAUCACAAUACACUACUGGAGUCAACCUGCUGGAUGAAGUGGUUUCUAUUGUUAAUCAAAUGCCCCACUCCUUGGAUAACAUUACUGGUUCUGACCAGCAGGGUGGAGAGGUUGCAGCUAGAGUGCCUGAGCCUGUACCUUCUCAGUUAAUGGAAAGCUAUAGCACAAGGACAAGUAAUGAUGAUUCUGUGGCCUCCGAUAGAGUCGAGCAGCAGACUGAAAGUGUUUCCACCAGCAAAGAGAAUAAUAGAGCAAACCAUGAAGCAUCAGAUUAUGGUACUGGAGUUGAUCAGCCAGAUGGGUUGGGUUGUAUCAAUAACCAAAUGUUACAUUCCUUGGAGAACAUUCCCAUUUCUGAUCCGCAGGGGGAAAAGGGUACUGCUACAGUGCAAGGGACUGCACCUGCUCAGUUUAUGGAAGGUGUUAACACGAGGAUGAGGAGCGAUGAAUUUGUGCCCUCAAAUAAUAAUACUGCUGGAGUCAACAUGGAGAAUGGAGUCGUUUUCACCACUAUCCAAGACUCUCACUCCCAGGAUCUUUCUUUCAUAAAUUCACAUGUGGUGCAGCCUGCAACUACGCUGGCUCAAAGCAGUACAAUGCCAUCUAAUCAGGUACUCCAUGAUGAAAGUUCCCCACCAGCAAUAACCACUAGACUGGCAAAUGGACAUGCAUCAGGUAGUGGAGAGCAGACUACUUUGCAGCAAGUUGAGACUCCACUGGCCGAUUCAUUUGAUUGCAAUGCACGUGUCACAGAGCCUCUAGUUCAACAGCAGUUGACAUCUUCUGUUGAUUGCCCUUUAAAUUUCAGUGUGCAAUAUUUACCUUCAACUAGAGAGAGGAGUCAUCCUUGUGGUGAACGCCAUAUCAUUAACCAGAUUUCUCAGCCACCAGGACUGCUAGAGAAUCGUGUUGAGAUUUCCAAUCAACCUGUUUUGCAAUCUGCAACAUGUUUGGCACCACAUUUACCUAUUGAUGCUCCAGUAGGUGGAUUGGGAAUGCCUGUUUCAGAUACAAGGAAUGCCUCCUUCACUUCAAGAAAUAGCAAUCGCCCUGCACAAAAUGCCGCCUCAUUUGUGCCCCAGAUGCCGCUGUCCUAUCAUGAUCCUCUCCAAAGUGAAAUGGAGAGAAUACAUAACGAGAGGGACCAAAGCAUAAUUAAACAUGACGAAACGAAGCUGCGGCUGAAGUCUGAUUGUGACAAGGAGAUUGAAGAAGUUGUAGCUCAAAUUCGUAAAAAUUAUGAGAUCAAACUUCAAGAGGUAGAGGCUGAAUUCCUCACCAAGAAGAAGGAUAUGGAUGAAAAUCUCAACAAAGUCCUCAUGAACAAGAUUUUGGCGGAGGCUUUCAGGUCUAAAUGCAUGGAUACAAGGGUGUCUACUACACGUGGAUUACGGCAAGCUGGCCUUCAUUUUGGUUUCCGGCAGACGACUGCUGACUUGGCAUCCAGCUCGCCAACUACUUCCAUUGCUCCAGUCAGUCCACAGGCUUCAGCCCCAUCCCUGCAGGCUGUUCAUAUUCUCUCAGGCGCUUCAACAAGACCACCACACAGCAUUUCCAACCCCACUCCUACAAGUAAUCUCCAAGCUGGCCUUCAUUGUGGUUUCCCGUGGACGACUGCUGACCUGGCACCCAGCCCGCCAACUACUUCCAUUGCUCCAGUCAGUCCUCGGGCUUCAGCCCCAUUCCUGCAUGCGGUUCAUCUUCUCUCAGGCACUUCAACAAGACCACCACACAUUAUCUCCAACCCCCCUCCUACACUUAAUCUCCAAGGUGGAUGUCAAAUCCGUGCUCGUGCCCCACACCUGCGACCUUAUAGACAUCCGUCAUCUCUGUCUGCAACCAAUCUUUCAUCCCUACCACGUGGGAUGCCAAGUCAGCCAGAACUUUCUAAUCCCUUUGCAGCUUCUUCCUUGCUCCCCCAACAGCCUACGAUAUGGCAGCCACCACCUACAUACCAGUCUGGUCCACAUAAUAGAGUGCACCAGCCUGAGACUGCAGGAGGGUUGCCAACUCCUCCUGAUUCUUCUCUUUCUGCGCUUGCUUUGCUUGUGGAUGUUGAGAAUCAGACCGCUGUAAAUCCAUGUCCGCCAAGUUAUCCCUCUCCCGCACUCGAAUUUUCAAACUUGGACCCGUUGCUCCUACCUGAAUUCGGCGGCCCCAUCAGUGGUACACAAGCUAACACAUCACAUUCGAGUGGCCAUCCUGACAUGGUAUGUUUAUCAGAUGAAGAUUGAUGACUGACCUGUAGAAUACGUUUAUUAGGGAGAAGUUUUGAAGUUAAUUCCAAUGUGUCUUGCAAAGUGGCAUAGCUGCAGCAUUAUAGUUUGUUGUAGCCUUUCUGAAGGAUCAUGCACCUGUGACAAGUUGAAUUGUUCUGUACAUGUAAAUCAUCUAAUGUAUUUAUUUCAAACUCGUUUAUUAUCAUUUCAGUAUUGCUAUAGAGUUGGAAUGGAGUGCCUUGUCAAGCUUGAAAUGUUCCUCCUAUAUAAUCACUGGUAAGAGCACAAUGUCGCCAACGUUGUUUCGUUCAGAAAUAUGUUCCUCCUAUAUACGUUUAUUUUUUUU
Molecule: messenger RNA, 6075 nt
Organism: Tripterygium wilfordii
Lineage: Eukaryota; Viridiplantae; Streptophyta; Magnoliopsida; Celastrales; Celastraceae
Product: helicase protein MOM1-like
Exons: 12
Coding region: 174-5744 (1856 amino acids)
Biological process (GO): heterochromatin formation
Source: RefSeq, a predicted model, not a curated record